CCACAGAGUCUGAACCACGAGGAGGAAGAAGAAGAAGAAGAACCGCUGUCUGAGUGACUGUUUCCAAGGAGACCGCUGAUACUACUUAAAGCGCUGGACUGCUGGUCAGUGCCGAGGGGGCAGGGUAGCCAGAGACCGCCAAGAUGUCAUUUUUAUUCGACUGGAUCUACAGGGGGUUUAGUAGUGUUUUACAGUUUUUAGGUCUGUACAAAAAGUCUGGGAAGCUGGUUUUCCUGGGCCUGGACAAUGCUGGUAAAACAACACUCCUACACAUGUUGAAAGAUGACCGACUUGGCCAACACGUGCCAACGCUGCAUCCAACUUCUGAAGAGCUGACAAUCGGUGGGAUGACAUUCACUACAUUCGAUCUUGGUGGACAUGUGCAAGCUCGACGGGUGUGGAAGAACUACCUGCCGGCUGUGAAUGGAGUCGUGUUUCUUGUAGACUGUGCAGAUCACGACAGGCUCACAGAAUCCAAGACCGAGCUCGACGCUCUCCUAGGAGACGAGACCAUAGUCAAUGUUCCAGUGUUGGUGCUGGGUAAUAAAAUUGACCGUCCAGAGGCCAUCAGUGAAGGAGGACUGAGAGGAGCCUUUGCUCUUGAUGGUCAGGUUACUGGAAAGGGGAAUGUCUCUUUGAAGGAGCUGAACGUCCGACCGCUGGAGAUUUUCAUGUGCAGCGUGUUGAAAAAACAAGGCUACGGGGAAGGUUUCAGAUGGUUGUCACAGUACAUCGACUGACAUGUAAAAGUGAAGCUUAACCAGAGGGGAUUUCCUUGACACAUUUUCCUGAAGCAUGACAAAGACUUUGUCUCUUUGCCGGUGUCAAUCAGCCCACAUUUCAAACUGUAUUAUUAAGAGCAUAUUAGGAGCAUAUUCUUUUUAAUACUUUAAAGCAUUUAUUCAGGAUUUAAAGGUUUCUAUGCAAACUUUUAAAAGUGGUUCAUGGUGAACUGUCCUACGUGUGUGUGUUAUUAAUGUGAAAGUUAACCGAGUUGUCCGAGUUGUAACGAGCAGUCAUACAUUAUGCAAGAAAGUAGAUAUAUAUAUAUAUACAUCAGUUUUGCUUUAUUUGUUACGGAAAAGCCCAGCUGCUCUCUGAACUGGCAUUUCUUUAGGAAGCGACGUUUGUGGUGGGUAGUUUACUGCUUGUCUGACAUUGAAUUAAGAUGGCAGAGUUUAGAUUUUAAAAUUAGACAAAUAACAAAAUACAGAAGAUUUAAUUUUAGUUAAUCUAAUGCUAUGCAGCCACUGCCUUCAAAGCAUAUAGCCAAAGAUGUAUGCUAAUGACUUGGGGAUUAGCAGGGAGAGAGAUUUGGACUCCAACAAAGGAUAUCUUCCAUGCCGAGCUCUGAGCCAAAAUAACAUCAAAUCCUUUUUAGAAACCAAAAAAAAAGGAGAAAAGACAGCACGUCCCACAAAUAAACGCAGUAAACUGAGUCAAAUUGAAGCUCUGACUGAUGAACAUGCUUCUCACACUUUCAGUGUCUAGGUGGAAUUGUCUUGUUUAUUUUUGCAUCUUUUCUGUUGUUGACCCAAAGCGAUGUUACAUAUUGAAGUGUGUUCGUUGGACCAAAAUAAGUCCUCAUUAUCUUGGACUUUGGGGUAUUCCAUACAGAGCUCAAAGGUAAAA
Larimichthys crocea (large yellow croaker) is the source of this 1632-nucleotide messenger RNA. It is a transcript of the gene sar1aa, whose product is annotated as secretion associated, Ras related GTPase 1Aa. NCBI's taxonomy places the organism in Eukaryota, Metazoa, Chordata, Actinopteri, Sciaenidae. The transcript is spliced from 7 exons. The coding region runs from base 144 to 740 and encodes 198 amino acids. The record is from RefSeq and is a predicted model, not a curated record. Gene Ontology annotation, biological process: intracellular protein transport. Gene Ontology annotation, molecular function: GTP binding; GTPase activity.